This is a messenger RNA of Bombyx mori (domestic silkworm), 843 nucleotides long. RefSeq lists its product as uncharacterized. The coding region runs from base 70 to 549 and encodes 159 amino acids. The transcript has 4 exons. Lineage: Eukaryota; Metazoa; Arthropoda; Insecta; Lepidoptera; Bombycidae. The record is from RefSeq and is a predicted model, not a curated record.
GCCGGCGGGCGCGCGGUAUAAAGAGAGCGCGCGCUUCUCCGCAGCCAGUGCCCGCCGCGCCGCGCCGCCAUGAGCCCGCUCCGCCCCGCACUGCUCGCUGCACUGCUGCUCUUCUGUGUGGCCGCGCUCGUGGCGGCCAAACACAAGAAGGUCAAGCCGAAGAAGUUCGUGUCGCCCUCGACGAAAGGUAUCAAGUGCUACAACUGCCUCUCGUUCGACCACCCCGGCUGCUGGGACCCCGACCACCCCGACUACGCCAACAUUACGAUCCCCAACAUCGACUGCUACAUCCCGGGCAUGGAGUUCCUGUGUAUCGUCAUCACGUCGGAGUCUGCCAAGUUGGUCGAGACGGGGCAGGAGAUCGGGCCGGUGCGCGCGAGGACGUGCGUGCCCGCUAAGGACUUCUCCAAGAAGACGGUCUCGUACUCCAUGUGCAGCAAGCUGAGCAAGGAGCUGUCCGCCUCCGAGAUAUUCUCUCGGAUAGCGGUGACGCGGCCGCACUGCACGCUCUGCAAGAAGCACCUGUGUACGGACGCGGCGCACUGCUAGACGGGUGACGUCACCGGACUACUCUCACGGCCGGUCAUUCCAAUCCGCGUCACAUUCCGAUAUAAACACCUUCGUAUUUAUAAACAUUCACUUGCAUUCACUAAGCUGACACCAGUGCGUGGGACGCGAUGCUCUGUUGCUACUCUGCGCGUUCCUGAGACUUGUUCAAUAUUGUAAAUUCUGUAAGUUCGAAACUAAUCUGUACUGCAGCGAGCCACGUCCCUAGCCAACGGCGGUUCGCGUUCCGCGUCUUAACCAUACCAUUAACUUACUGUAAAUAAAAAUUUCUAGUAA